Messenger RNA from Fusarium oxysporum Fo47, 1365 nucleotides. RefSeq lists its product as uncharacterized. The coding region runs from base 1 to 1365 and encodes 454 amino acids. The transcript is spliced from 3 exons. The record is from RefSeq and is a predicted model, not a curated record. NCBI's taxonomy places the organism in Eukaryota, Fungi, Ascomycota, Sordariomycetes, Hypocreales, Nectriaceae.
AUGCUUGUGACCAGUGGUUGCUUGGCGAAAAACCAGGCAUUUGAAGCCGCGCCGCUAGAGACAAUCAAAGAGAAGGGAGCAUAUUCAAUCAGGUCCCAGGUGCUUUAUGAGUUUGGCAUCAAAUGGAAGACGGCAUCUGCCGUCAGCGUUGCCAGUGCGGGGGCUUCCUUUUCACUCAAUGCUCAAGCCAACUUGGAUAUCUCCAACGGAGUUGGGCCAACCCUUCAGUCUAAGAAAGGCUGGGAGCCCCAGGUCACCUACUCAUACCCUGUUUUUACUACCUCUGGCGGAGUCUCGCUCAUACCCUAUGUCUGCUGGGGUGUCGAGUUCGUUAUCGAUGUUUACAACCAGGUCAGGCUUAAGCCAGCGAUCUCAUCGCAGACACUUGUUACAAUGCAGUCGAGCUACUCAGACGAGCCCCAGGGCCAGUGCUCGGCUAACAAGCUGGCCGUAAGCACCUGCAUGUCUACCAAGAGUAUGAUGAAACUUCGUAAUGGCGUCUACGAUACAUUGUAUAGUGGCUCCAGUCGCGCAUUGAAUCAAUGUUUUGAGGCACCUGAUAUGAUACCGACGGCUGAGGAUAUUGCCGAGCUGUCUGAGUUUGCCGGCGACUUCUGGCUGGUACAGGACUGGAAUAGCAAGAAGAUCUCAUUUGCUUGUAAGCAGAUCGCCACUGGGACGGAGACGGUGACGCAGCCGGUGACUACGACGAUUGGUGUUGGAACAGCCACCGUCACGGCCACGACAACGGUUGCCAGACCCGGCGAAGACGUAAAGUUCUACACUGAGGAUCCGUAUCAAUACAGAUAUAUUGGUGCUGGACCUGUGGGCAAUACCUGGACAGCUGGAGCAUGUUCCUCGCCAUCUGAAAAAUUGGGUAAGUGCUUCAAAAUCAGAAUUAAAGGCCCCAAAUGGACUGAUGGGCAGUAUCUAAAAUACAACUCAAACGAUCCCGACUCGCUCAUUUCAGGUAACGGGGGAUACCAUUCCCUUGUCCUAGACACAUGGUACCUGUCAGAAACGGGUCGCUUGAUCACACAAAACCCUUAUGCUCGGGGUGGCUUUGUCGCCGCUGUCCGAAACUCGAACAAGAUCAUCUUUGGCACUCCUGGUAGCAACCCCAACCCAGAUGGCGCUGAAGCCCUCUACUGCCAAAAGGACCCCAAUAACGUCUGCUCUGGCGUGCUUUCGUGUAGCACGGAUACCAGAAAUGGUCUUUCAUUCACUCCGUUGCGGUAUAACUGGUGGCUCCCGUGGGGCGACGUCCGAUUCUAUGAUGACUUUAGGCCUCAGCUCGGCGACAGGACUCCAGGCAGCGAGAUGGCGACAUUUACUUGGAAAGCGGUUUCCUGUGCAUGUUUAUGA